AUGGGUGCCGUCUUUACAAGAAUACUAGUUUGUUCGCUUCCCUCUAUUCUUGAAGACACUGCCAUGGUGAGUGAUUUGCUCGAUCAUGUAUCCUUCACUUGGCGGAAGGAACUGAUUUGCAGCAUUUUCAGUCCCAGAGAGGCUAAGGCUAUCUGUCAGAUACCACUCUCUCGUGGAAGGGGUACAGAUUUGCUAGUAUGGCCUGCCAAUAAAAAUGGGAUCUUUUCGCAACAGGUACCACUGAAAGUUAAGCAUUUUAUUAGGCGGGCUUGUCGUAAUCUUCUUCCUACUGAUUCAAAACUGGUGCGGCGAGGCGUUGAGGUGGAAUACUGGUGCUCCCAUUGUGGGGAAGGCGUCCAAACUACAGAACAUGUUUUGUUGGAAUAUCAGAUAGCGAAGGAUGUUUGGCUGCUGUCUCCUUUGCGAUUACGUGAUCAGGUUGUAGGGGAUGAUGUUUUGACGUGGUUUUGGGCUAAGGUACAGCACCUUGAAAGUACCCAGAUUGAAUUGACCAUGAUGCUUGCAUGGGCUUUAUGGCGGGCUCGAAAUGUUUUCAUUUUUGAAAAUAGUAGUAUGCUUGCCGCUGCCAUUGUUCAAUUGGCCCUAAGUACAAUCAUAGAGUAUCAGGGUGCGCAGGAGAAGGGAAUAGAGGGCACACCCAUGCCUAGAGUUAGUUCAUGGUCUCCACCGGGACUAGGGGUGGUGAAAGUUAACACUGACGCUGCUGUUAGGGAGUGUGUGGCGGUGGGCUUGGCUAUGGUGGUUCGGAAUGAAGCUGGUGAGGUCAUGGCAGCUGGGAUGCGCUCCAUUCAAUACAACCUAUCCCCGGAAGAGGCUGAGAUGGAGGCGGCGAUUUUUGCAGUUUCGCGAGCUGCUGAAUUGGGUUUUAGCCAUAUUGUUCUUGAAACGGACUGCAUUGCUUUGGUCUAG
This is a messenger RNA of Jatropha curcas, 930 nucleotides long. RefSeq names its product putative ribonuclease H protein At1g65750. Lineage: Eukaryota; Viridiplantae; Streptophyta; Magnoliopsida; Malpighiales; Euphorbiaceae. Gene Ontology annotation, molecular function: nucleic acid binding; RNA-DNA hybrid ribonuclease activity. The record is from RefSeq and is a predicted model, not a curated record.